Molecule: messenger RNA, 1642 nt
Organism: Numida meleagris (helmeted guineafowl)
Lineage: Eukaryota; Metazoa; Chordata; Aves; Galliformes; Numididae
Gene: SLC25A10
Product: solute carrier family 25 member 10
Biological process (GO): malate transmembrane transport; phosphate ion transmembrane transport; succinate transmembrane transport
Cellular component (GO): mitochondrial membrane
Molecular function (GO): thiosulfate transmembrane transporter activity; succinate transmembrane transporter activity; antiporter activity
Source: RefSeq, a predicted model, not a curated record
GUCCACCUGCAGACGCAGCAGGAGGUGAAGAUGCGGAUGAUGGGGAUGGCGCUGCGCGUGAUCCGCACCGACGGGGUCCUGGCGCUGUACAAUGGGCUCAGCGCUUCGCUGUGCCGCCAGAUGACGUACUCCCUGACCCGCUUUGCCAUCUAUGAGACUGCGAGGGACCACUUGGGCCGCGGCAGCCAGGGGCCUCCCCCUUUCUACCAGAAAGUGCUGCUGGGUGCGGUGGGAGGCUUCACCGGUGGCUUUGUGGGGACCCCGGCGGACAUGGUGAACGUCAGGAUGCAGAACGACGUCAAGCAGCCAGCCCACCUGCGGCGGAACUAUUCCCAUGCCCUGGAUGGCAUGUACCGCGUCCUGCGGGAAGAGGGCCUGAGGAAGCUGUUCUCGGGAGCAACGAUGGCAUCCAGCCGUGGGGCCCUGGUCACCGUGGGGCAGCUCUCCUGUUAUGACCAAGCCAAGCAGCUGGUCCUCACCACCGGGCUGCUGUCGGACAACAUCUUCACGCACUUCCUGGCCAGCUUCAUCGCUGGUGGAUGCGCCACAUUCCUGUGCCAGCCCCUGGACGUGCUGAAGACGCGCCUCAUGAACUCCCAGGGCGAGUACCGGGGUGUCGUGCACUGUGCCAUGGAGACUGCCAAGCUCGGCCCGCUCGCCUUCUACAAGGGCUUCGUUCCCGCUGCCAUUCGGCUCGUUCCUCACACCGUCCUUACCUUUGUCUUCCUGGAGCAGCUGCGAAAAUACUUUGGGAUCAAAGUGAUCUCCUGAGCGGGAGGGCCAGACCCCGCUCCCUGGGGCUGCAGAACCCCAUCAGCACCCUGGGCCAGGGUUGCCCCCUCCCCACAUCCCUGCGCCCGGGGCCGGCGGGUCCCAGCCCCCAUCCCGCACCCACCCCCGUUCUCAGCACCUCCGUUACCUCUGGGACGUCCCUGGGCCUCGUCCCCUCUGCACUGCACCUUCCCCUGCCCUGGCUCUGCCCUCGCCCCCACUGGCGUGGCCGCAGCAGCCCGGUCCCGGUGCACUGCCCCGUGCCUCCGCCUGGGCUCAGCCCGCAGUGGGGGGGGUGGCCGGGGGGGUCCCGUUUUCCCGUGCCCAGGCUGCAGCCGGGACCUGUGCAGGGCAGCACUGCGUGCACGGGGCUCCCAGCUCCCACCUCCCCUGCGGCAGCAAGGGUGGACGUGGGCUCGGCGCACCCAAGCAUUCCCCGCUGAGUGCCUCUGCUCCCCUCUACUCCUUCACUACCCCCGUGCAGCCCCCAGCUGCCAACCCCCAAACCCCUCCCCCCCCAAUUCCGCUCAGCCAAAACUCCCCAGCGCCCGCCGGCCGCUGGGCUCUUCAGGGAUUGUGCCUUAUACCAAUGAUAGAGAAAGGACCUGGGGGGGCGUGGGGCGGCCGCGCUGCCUCGCUGUGAUCCUGCCGCCGCCCACGUCCCCGUCCCCAAGCCCUGCAGCGUCCGUCCUGCCCCGCUGCUCCCCGCACUGAGGUGACCCCCCCCCCCCUUCCACCCCCUCCCGCCGCACGCUGCCUGCACGGGGCUGCGGGCACCGCCUUCUGCACGCGCAGCGCUGUGCGGGGUGGCCCCGAGGGAUCAAAGAACUGGAAUAUCUGUGACCGUCACGUAUAAUAAAUAAACAGCGGA